UGAGUGGUCUACAAUAACCUGUGAAUGUGAACAAAAUCAAUAGCUGAUUUGCCUCAAAUUCUCGUUUAUUAGUUUUCUACGGUUUAUUUUAGUAUAAUAGUGUUUAUAAUUACGGCAAGAUUCGUUGAAUAUAUGAACAAUGGCUUCUCCGUCGCCAAAAUCGCCUGAACAAAGUGAAAAGAAUAAACAAUAUGACCGGCAACUUCGUUUAUGGGGUGACCACGGGCAAGCAGCUCUUGAGAACGGCCAUAUUUGCCUAAUAAAUGCAACGGCUCUUGGUACUGAAAUCCUUAAAUCUAUAGUUCUCCCAGGGGUCGGAGCAGUUACUAUCGUAGACGCUAACGAAGCAACUGACCAAGACAUUGGAAGUAACUUUUUCCUGGAAUGCUCAAGCAAAGGCCUCAACCGAGGAUCAGAAGCGCUUCGCCUAAUUCUAGAAUUAAACUCGGCAGUGCAAGGUCAUGCUGUGCAGGUAUCGCCGGACCAGAUACUCCAAGAGAAUCCAGAUUUCUUCAAGAGUUUCAGUGUAGUCAUAGCAACAAGUAUUGGCGAGAAGACUGUUAUAGAUUUAUCCCAACAUUUGUGGGAUAUCAAUGUACCAUUUAUUUUCUGCAGAUCAGUAGGCUUCCUAGGAUCGUUUAGAAUACAAGUGAAAGAACAUGCUGUGAUAGAAACGCACCCAGACAAUGAACAAGUCGAUUUACGGCUGGACACCCCAUUUCCUGCCCUUGCAGCAUAUAUUGACAGUUUUGACAUUGAUACAAUUGAUUUGAAGGAUCACGGUCAUAUCCCAUGGCUUAUCAUUAUAUAUAAGGCUGUUCAAAAGUGGCAAAUCAAAAAUAAUAGCAGUUGGCCAAUGAGCAGAAAAGAAAAAAAUGAAAUCAAAGACAUUAUUCAGGAUUUUAUCAGAAAGGAUGAGAAUGGCAUCCCAAUUAAUGAGGAAAACUUUGAAGAAGCUACAAAAGCAGUGAACACAGCUUUGAUUCCCACAUAUCUGCCAUUAAAAAUCAAGGAUCUCAUUUACAGUACUUCAGCUACUAAUUUGACUAAAGAAAGUUCACAAUUUUGGAUCAUGUGCUCUGCUCUGAGAGGUUUUGUUGAAGGUGAAGGAAAAGGAAAACUUCCUGUGAAAGGAGUCUUACCUGACAUGACCUCAUCUACAGACUACUUUGUAAAAUUACAGAACAUAUACAGGACUCAAGCUGCUCUUGAUGCCGAGGCAGUUUAUAGGAAGGUGCAAGAAAUUGUAGCUCAAUUGCACUGUGAUAGCAUAAGUGAAGCUGAUGUCAAGUUGUUCUGCAGACAUUCUCAUGAUUUGCAUGUGAUCAAGGGUUCCAAUAUAGCCACUGAACACCAGAUGGGUAGUGCUGUGGCUUCAUAUGUAUCUCGACAUUUAGAAGAACCAGAUAUCAUGAUGGUUCAAUACAUUGUGCUCCGUGCUGCGGAGAUCUUCAAGUCUGAACACUGCAGAGCCCCAGGUGAUCUGGAGCUAGAAGGUGACAUAGCUCAGCUGAAAGCAUGUGUCUCCAAACUACUUACUGAUAUACAAUGUUUUCCUUUUCCCAAAGAUGAAUUUAUUCAUGAAAUGUGUAGGUAUGGAGGUGCUGAGUUACACAGUGUGUCUGCUUUUCUGGGUGGUUGUGUUGCCCAUGAGGCAAUUAAAAUUGUCACUAAACAGUACAAACCUGUACAUAACACAUUUAUUUAUGACGGAGCUUCAACGAAUACCGCUACUUUCACAUUUUGAAACUGGAUUUAGGAUAUAAUAAACCAUAAGUAAGC
Hyposmocoma kahamanoa is the source of this 1782-nucleotide messenger RNA. RefSeq names its product NEDD8-activating enzyme E1 regulatory subunit (gene APP-BP1). The transcript has a single exon. The coding region runs from base 140 to 1747 and encodes 535 amino acids. Gene Ontology annotation, molecular function: NEDD8 activating enzyme activity; ubiquitin activating enzyme activity. Lineage: Eukaryota; Metazoa; Arthropoda; Insecta; Lepidoptera; Cosmopterigidae. Gene Ontology annotation, cellular component: nucleus; cytoplasm. Gene Ontology annotation, biological process: DNA damage response; protein ubiquitination; ubiquitin-dependent protein catabolic process. The record is from RefSeq and is a predicted model, not a curated record.